AACGUUUCCUAGGCAGUGUGAGGGGUUUUAAAGUGACAAUCGGCUUAUAAAACCAUUGCCGAAUUUUUUACGUCCCGCUGAUGCGUAUCGAUUGACCAAAAACAUUUUACACAAAUGCAUCAAAAUCUAAUCUGUUAAUUUUCAUCAAAGUCUAAUCCGAUGCUAGAACAUUCUGGUAAUCGAUUUCUAUCUGUUAGUUGAAGAUUCUCUUGAAAUCACGAACGAGAAACAAAUUUGCUGGGUCGACGAAUUUGUAAAGCUGGCGGAGUUGAUUGACAAGGUCAAGAAUGGCUACUUCGUCCGAGAGCCAGCUGACGGAGGACGUGUUCAACGAGGACGUCGUCUACCGCUACAACAAGAAGGGCAACAUCCAGUAUGGCCUGGUGCUGGAAAACUCGGAGAUGUACAGCAGCGACGAUGACAACUCGGACAGCGACAACGGCGGACCGCGUCUCAAGACUGGCUUCGUGCGCGUCGCAUGGCACCCCAAGGGCUCCGAAGAGGUCAUCCAGCAAAAGAGGGUUGGUCUGGCUGACCGAUCGCUAAUGCCUGGUGACGUUGUGCAAAAGAUGGUUAGGAGCAAGGGUAGCCAACGAGGCUACUGCAGAACCAUCGACAUGAACGCCAGUGUGCAGAUCAUCGGCACCAACAUGGUGAUUACCAGUGUCAAGAGCUCCAAACUCGUGCCUCUUGAGGAAUAUUCCCCUGACAUCUUGGUGUGCCUUGACUCGUGGAUCGGUGCAAUCAGACAGGUAAACAUGAGUCUGCAUCUCAAAUUCUCUGACGGCUCCAAAUGCGUCGUCAGCAAUCUUGAGAACUGCAGCUUCGAAGACGCAGAUGAAAAAUCACGCAGGGACGGUGAGUUUUACCACGCAGACUAUUACCCUGGGCAAAUGCUGGUCAGUCCGCUAAUAUCGCUUUCUAAGGCCAACUGGCUCAACAUUAGCAAAGAGCUAAAAGCAAGUCUACGCAACGCUGUGCCCGGGAAAACUGCCAAUGUCUGCGUGGAAAAAGUACAAGUGGAUUCUCUCAAUGUGCACUGGCAAUGUAAGGCGUACUCAAAGGCUAGCGAGUCAGGUGAAAAGGAGCAGCCAACGCACCUAGUUGAAGGCGAUCAACUUAAAAGGUUGAAGAUGAUAAACAUUUUCGAGCCAUGCUCCCUUCAAAUUGGCGACCGCAAUUAUUACACUAUCGAGUCAGGAGACGUGAUCGUUACCAAAGACAACUGGCGCCGUUCGCAGAAGGAGAUUUUUCCCGCGGUUUUCAAAGGCAAGAGCAAGGUGUUCGUGAAGAAAAAGAAAGAGGAAGAUAGCACUCUGGCACCGCCUCCUCAAAGCAGUUCAACCAAUUCGUCGCCGACUCACUCAACCCAUUCGAACCCUGCAUUCCACCAAGUGCGCAAAGCCGAUGCCGACGACUGGGAUACUGAUGAGACAGGCAGCUUCUCAGACACGGCUUCUCUCAGCAGCAACUGCAGCAACUCGUCUCAAGGUCCUGCUGUACAAGAAGGUUAUAAAACGCUCCCCUUAUUAGACAGCAAGAAAAAGAAGGGCCCUGCGUUGAUGACGCGAGUACUGAAGACGAAAAAGCUACGCAGAGCCAGGAAAAACCAAGAAAAGAUUUUCAACAUGGGCCCUGGAGAUCGUGUUGUGGUGGAGACGCUGUCCACGAGCUCGCUGGCCGAUGUCGUGUGGCAGGACGGACAGAUCGAGCGGCGCAUCCCAUCGACGCAACUUUAUCCAAUCCACCAUCUCGAUGAUAAAGAGUUCUUCCCAGGAGACUUCGUUGUCGAAAAUAAGGAAGACGCUUUCAUGCAAGUCUACGGCGUCGUCCAGAGUGUUGAUCACGCUGGCCGCACCUCCAAGGUCAAGUGGUUCAAGACCUAUUCCUCCAGCGACAACCCUAUGUUGCUCAUGUUGUACGGGCCAUCUGGUUUUAGGCCAUCUCUGCUGGAUGAGAGCGAGGUGAGCGUGUACGACCUGAAAGAUCACCCUGACUUUCAGUACCGACCAGGCACUGUGGUAAUCAGAGUGGCCAACUUUGAGGGUGAGGAUGCCUCUUGCACUGCUGGACAGGUGCUGGACAACUAUCCAGAAGGAAAGGUGCAAGUGUGGUGGGUGGACGAGCAUGUGUCCAUGUGCUGGCCGCAGGACCUGUACCGAGUGGGUGAGUACGACAGCGACGACGGCGAACUGUGGGACACGGCCGCUAGUGACGCCUCUUGGGAGACUGAAUCUGAAGACUGCCACAUCGCAGAUGAUAGUUGUUCCAAUGAAGGGAUCGACGAGGAAUCGCUGAAACCUAAGUUGGACGCUAGUAUCGAGAAGGCAAGGAUCGCGAUGUCAAGACUGGAGGAGAUCUUCACUCACAACCCCAACCUGCAGACGAGUGGCGUCAUGAAGCAACUGCUAGAUAUUUACAAGGACUGCCGAUAUCUAGAUAAACUGAUGUGCACGUCUUUUUUCCACGAGAGCCACUUCCAGGGCUUGUUGGAGCGGGUGCGUGAACGCGGCCGAAGCAAUCUGGCGCAGCGGAUGGCCGACCAGGUGACCCGACUCUUCUGCUCAGGCGAGAGCGUCGACCAGACAACGCUCUCAAGCGACAGCACGCGUGCUUCAGACGAUUCAGGAUGUAUGUCCACCAGCAAGGAGGCCGGAAACAGUAGUCCCAGCGACUCGCUUACAUCAGAAGAGUUUCUUGUGUGCGAUCCCAAUCUCCACAAACGACAGGCUGCAGCUGUGCCUGGCGACGUUUCAGCCACAGUCAGCCAAUCUGGGCAGGAUGGUAGCGGUAAGAAGACUUCAGAGGACUCAAAUACGGUCAACGUGUGUGUCAAACUGUGUAACCUGAUAAAGUGCCAGCUGCUGAGUGCUCUCGAGGAAGUGACGGCCAAAUAUGGCGGCCAGAUCUCGCUUAGUCUACCAGACCUGCAGGUUUCGCCACCCUCACCAGCAGAGGCAGCUCAAAAUUGCGAAAAAGACACUGAGGUCGAGGAGUCAACGGUGCCAAACGGAUGCUGCGAGAAAAAAAGUGUAUUCGGGGAAGGAUUCUUUGUAGAAGAGUCUUCUCCGAACAACCACAAGUUCAAACUGACCACUUUUCAACCUACCGAGCCCAAAGUAUUCUUUCAAACUAUCAACAAAGAGCACAAUCUACUUAGAACCUCUCUGCCGGAUGGUGUCUGUGUAAAAGCCUACGAGGACAGAAUGGAUCUGUACUCGGUGAUGAUAAAAGGCCCAGCCAAGACGCCAUACGAGGACGGCGUCUUCUUUUUUGACUUCCAGCUGUCGGUGAAUUACCCAAAGGCGCCGCCAAUUUGCCACUACAUCAGCUACUGCAGCGACAGACUCAACCCGAAUCUCUACGAAGACGGCAAAGUGUGUGUCAGUUUGCUUGGCACAUGGAGCGGAAAAGGCACAGAGGUGUGGACCGCCAAUUCGACCCUGCUCCAAGUCAUUGUCUCGAUCCAAGGCCUGAUUCUAGUCAGUGAACCAUACUUUAACGAGGCUGGAUACGAAAAGCAAAAAGGCUCACAGCAGGGAAGAGAAAAUUCUCGAAUGUACAACGAAAUGGUGGUUCUGAAGCAGGUGCAGGCCCUGACCAAAAUGUUGCUCCAGCCACCGAGUGUCUUCAAAGAGGAAGUUUUGUACCAUUUCAAGCAUCAAGCUUAUUUCUUGAUCGACAGACUGGAAGGGUGGCUCAAGAUUUCUGAGAUGCACAAUGACUCGCACCCGCUUUCGCCAGUUACUCCGACGACUUUCAGGGAAGCUCAUGGCGUUUUGGCGUCAAGUGCAACCACGCCGCUGCCUGAGUUUCCAUUGAUCCCUGCUUCAAAGGGCUUCUGCAUCACGCUUCGCAAGAGUCUGUCCACCUUCCAGGAAGUGCUCACGUCCGUCGGCAUACUCAGGAACGUCGCCAGUUAGUGGCAUGCUCAUUUUUGUUACGCGUUAUUUACUCAGUUAAGUUUAUAUUUAAAUUAUGUACCUCCUGUGCGCUAAGCUUUAAGCCAAAACCUAGGCCAAAGUGAAUUAUAAUAAUAAUAAUAAUUACCACUGCACAUAAGAAGUGUAUCGCCUGUUAUCGCAUUGGUCACUUUGUUUCUGCUGUGUGAUUAAUAAAGUUGGGCCCCAAAGGCUUAUUCAAAUGAUAUAAA
Molecule: messenger RNA, 4153 nt
Organism: Cloeon dipterum
Lineage: Eukaryota; Metazoa; Arthropoda; Insecta; Ephemeroptera; Baetidae
Product: (E3-independent) E2 ubiquitin-conjugating enzyme UBE2O
Exons: 19
Coding region: 288-3923 (1211 amino acids)
Molecular function (GO): ubiquitin conjugating enzyme activity
Source: RefSeq, a predicted model, not a curated record